Messenger RNA from Diaporthe citri, 753 nucleotides. RefSeq lists its product as uncharacterized. The record is from RefSeq and is a predicted model, not a curated record. The transcript has a single exon. Bases 1 to 753 code for a protein of 250 amino acids. NCBI's taxonomy places the organism in Eukaryota, Fungi, Ascomycota, Sordariomycetes, Diaporthales, Diaporthaceae.
AUGACCGACGAGCAACUCUUGGACGUGUUCCGGAGGCGAGUCGACAACGCCAGAGGGGGAAAGACCGUGGAGGAGCGCAAGAAUGAGCUGAGGCAGUCGUUAAAGCCGUGGAUGGAUGCCGGCCUCGGGUACCGGGGCCCGAAGCGGCCGGGGCUCUUCCUGCCCGACGGGACUCGCAACCCGGCCAGGCCGGCGCGAGUGACAAUCCCCGCCAGCCCCGGAGCGAUCUCAACUGGAACUGGGACAGCAACCGCCGGUCCUGGGAAGGCUCCGAAAGGCACCAAGGAGCCUCAGCCAACCAGCAAGGGGAAUAAAUCCUCAAAAGGCACCGGAAUAAGCUCCACGAUCGGCAAGGGGAAUAAAUCCUCGACCGGCACUGGGACAAGCUCAUCGACCGGUACCAAGGCACCUCCGCCUCCAAAAGCUGGCAAGGGGCCACAACCCUUGCCCACUGGCAAGGAUUUAUUGUCCGGUACUGGGAAAGUUUCAUCCCCCGGCAUCAGGAAAGGGUCAACGAAAAGCAAGCAGCCGAGUCCCCUCAGCAGGCCUCCGAUCAGGCCGGAAGAUGCUGAAGAGGUUGUCACUGACACCCCCACUGGGACGGACGGGGCUGGCUGGCGACGCCGGGACGAUCUUUUCGAAGCUCAGGUCAUGGACGGGGCUGAUGUCAGGUUCUUCGCCAAAUCGGAGCGGAUUUCUGCAGUGCCCAAGCUUGCGAGCACGAUAGAUUACAACACAGAGAAUUGGGAAUAG